This is a messenger RNA of Trichogramma pretiosum, 577 nucleotides long. RefSeq lists its product as uncharacterized. The transcript is spliced from 3 exons. The coding region runs from base 217 to 546 and encodes 109 amino acids. The record is from RefSeq and is a predicted model, not a curated record. NCBI's taxonomy places the organism in Eukaryota, Metazoa, Arthropoda, Insecta, Hymenoptera, Trichogrammatidae.
GAUAGAUCGACGAGUUCAGCCAGACAAUCUCACUCGUGAUUUGACAAUUACCACUUGCUACUCGCAGGUAAUCCGUGUUGGUCGUACUGCACCAGCUGAUAAAGCGUGAAGUACCCAGCACGGGCGCACGUGUUGCUGAUCGUCGGCUCGUGUCUUCUCAAAACAAACAACAUUUUGCAGUGUGCACAGUAGCUAUUGUUGCGGCUAUAUAGCAUCAUGGAAGAUUUUCUCAAAAUUGAUUGGUGUACCAAUAUCGAGGACAUCGUCGACGAAAGAUUCGUCAACGAGGAACGCAUGAAAACGGAAAGCUGCACGUAUAAACUGCUAGGCGAUACAUUCGUCGAUCCGUUCGCUCACCUAAGAUCCGCCGAAGACAACUUAUAUACCAAUAAAAAAGUUAUUACGCGACAGCAGGACAAGAAAGAACCGAAGAAAAAGAAGGGCACGCCGCGUACCGAUGCUGCCGAUGUAGAAGAAUCGGACGAUGCACCAGCCACUGCGGCGGCGACCCCGAGAAAGAGAACGAAGAAAAAGAAGACGACGUAAUUAUGAAUCGUACAGCGAGGAUGUAUAAAAA